This is a messenger RNA of Papaver somniferum (opium poppy), 1713 nucleotides long. RefSeq names its product probable serine/threonine-protein kinase DDB_G0278665. The transcript has 4 exons. Bases 227 to 1249 code for a protein of 340 amino acids. NCBI's taxonomy places the organism in Eukaryota, Viridiplantae, Streptophyta, Magnoliopsida, Ranunculales, Papaveraceae. The record is from RefSeq and is a predicted model, not a curated record.
GACACUGAUACACAAAAUAGGGGGACCAAAAUCGAGUUUUGAUCCCACCUCGAAAUUCCAUCAUCUAAUCCUUUCUGUGAAGAACUGUAAAAAAUCUAAUUCAGGAGAAAGGGGUUUCAUUUCUGAUGCUGCUUUUAUAGCUGGUUGAAUUGACAUUCAAGCAUUGCAACUCCAUUAACCUGCGUUUUCUAAAGAAUCUAUAUGUGGAUAUAGUAGGUUUUGAACCAUGAAUUCAGAUAAUCUAACUUCAGUUACGGAAUCUGAUCAACAACAAAAUGGCAGUAAAAAGCAUACCCCGAUAGCAACUCCCGUAGAAUCUCCUUCCGCAACAUCUACUUUGUCCUCUGCCUCUUCCUCUUCUUCAUCAUCUUCGUCUCCUUUGGACUCUCUAGUAAAAGGAAGCAAAAAAUAUCCCAUUUCACUCUUUCCGGCUGAUGAAGAUUCUUUGCAGCAGCAUAAUGUCGAUUCUUUAGACCAUCCAGAACUUCUUAUUGAUGUUCCUUCCAGCACUUCAGAUCCUACUGUAAUGAUUAAUGAGGCGUCACCAAACCAGUCACCUCCAAUACAAGUGAUGGAACGAGAAGAAGUUGCACCAGAUCCAUAUAGGAUUCCAUCUACUGUAUUCGCAAGGAGUCCAUCGGCAACACCAGUCGAAUGGAGUGUGCAAUCCAACGAAUCAUUGUUCAGCAUCCAUAUGGGAAAUAAUAGUUUCUCCGCUGACCAAAUUUUUCUAAUGGGAAGGUCUGGAGAAUUAGGCAUGCCAGGGGAUUACAAUAACUUCCUCGAUCUCAAGAAGGACCCCCCUAGCAAUCCUAAUAGCCCAUCUCCAGCUUCUACUCCUGGGAAUAAGGUUGGGGAAAGCUUAAAUGCGGAAGAUGCAGCAGCAUCGGCUACCAUGAACGAAGUGUCAAGGGUGUCAGAGGACGAUCAAAAUACAGAGAAAACACCUCCUGUAGAUUCAGCUCGUCAUUCUUCCAGCAUUUCUUAUCGUUCUGACGAGAGUGGAGCCAGCGUAGUUUCCUUUGCAUUUCCAAUAUUGACGUCUGCAGAAGGAGGGAGGGCUCCAUCCACGAAGGUAGAGACGGAACAUCCAUUGCAUCAGGUUAAAGAAAAGUCGAAUGAGCAGCAGGAGGAGCAGGAACAAGUGUCGCAACAGCCGCAACCCAACACACCAACCACACCAAAUGCCACAGGCGCUAAUGAUCGGAAAUGGUUUUCAUGCUUCUCUUGUUGCUCAUUUUGUUCUUGAGAGUAUUUGUCCACCCAGGAGGUUACACACAUACUCCUCCCAACUCUCCCGAUAUUAACAUACGCCUGCAUCUCAAUCUUCACAGAAGGAAAUCAUCAUCAUUGUACGAGGUGCGGAGCACAUACUCGAAAUGAAGUGCCACAAUUUCAUACUCAUGCAUGAAAAGUAUCACACUGCCACAUGGAUUGAGUUCAGAUACAGUUUGCAUCUCACAUGUUUGGCAUGACUUAGUUGUAGAUGAACCUGGUUGGAGGUUUAGUGCCAAGAAAGGGGUCUAAAACUCAAAAACCCACAACAAAAAUAUACAAGACAAGGACCACUCAAUAGGAAAGAAAAGGGUGUACAUGAAUGUAAUCUGUGUGUGUACUGAAAGGAAUAUGAGCUGAAAUUUGCACGUGCAGUUUAGUUUUUACACUGUUUAGCUUGAAACAGUUCUUAGAAAAUAUAUUAUUUAAACUUCAAUC